AUGGUUGAGACUGAAGGCAAAAGCGGACGUGAGCUCCCACAGCUGUUAAUGCCAGACAUCAAAGAAGCAAUGGAGAUCUUACUCAAGAAAAGACGAGGCCAACACCAAUCCAAACAACAGGUUUUUCUUUACCCAUACCACAUUCGCCACAGGGACUGUCUGACAAAACAGUGUCGAGGGGUUAAAUUAAAAGAACCUAAUUUGAUAACAAGUACCUGCCAUAGAAAGUAUGUUGUGACGGUUUCCUCACUGUUAGACCUCCAAGAGAAAGAGUUGGAUGGACUGGCGCGACACAUGGGACAUGACAUCAGAGUACACAGGGAAUAUUAUAGACUCAUCGAGUCUGGAGCUGGCAAAAGUCGGCAAAAUAUUGGCACUAGUUGA
Porites evermanni is the source of this 384-nucleotide messenger RNA. NCBI's taxonomy places the organism in Eukaryota, Metazoa, Cnidaria, Anthozoa, Scleractinia, Poritidae. The record is from the annotation of a GenBank genome assembly.